Messenger RNA from Mya arenaria, 3615 nucleotides. Its product is annotated as hillarin-like. NCBI's taxonomy places the organism in Eukaryota, Metazoa, Mollusca, Bivalvia, Myida, Myidae. The record is from RefSeq and is a predicted model, not a curated record.
AUGAUGACAGUUCAGUUUGAGAGCCAGAAGCGGGAAUUGGAGAAGUCCCUUCGAGUGAAGAAGGACAAAAAGAAGGAAACGAUGACGAUAAGAAUGAAGCAGAAACAGCAGUCGUUGACGUCACAUAUGGUGACGAAACAAAGCGAGCAGAUGUUGGACCUGCUCGCGCAGAAAAAGCAAGAUUUGAGGAAAGAGUUGGAAAGGAACUGGAGUUUUCAGCUCAUAAAAAUGAAUAAUUUUCAGCCGCCUACAAUGGUGGACCCGCAAAAUGAAGAAAUUGUUAAAGAAAUCAUAGAAACAAUGGAAGUCCUAGAGCAGCCGAAAAAAUCCGAGCUUCCUGCACCCCACCCACCUGCGUGCAGGAAGACCGAAAUCUACACGGACCCUAAUGUGUUUGAUGAAUUGGACGAUAAAGUCAUUCAGGUUGCACAAGACGACCAGAUGACUUACACAGACCUUGUCUCCCAGCUGACUGAUGGUCUUCUUACUGAUUUGGAAAAAGUCAGGGCGAUAUUCCGAUGGGUGACGGUCAAGGACCUGAAUGUUAUGGACUUUACCGAAUCUGUGGACACCGACACGCCCCUGGGACUCCCGGGAAUCAAGUUCGGCACCGAGACUUACCACGUGCUUUUUAUGAGGCUUUGCAGUUACGCGGGCCUUCACUGUGUGGAGAUCAAGGGCCACUCGAAGAGUGUCGGGUAUGAGCCGGGCAUGAAGAUCCAGCCGGAGAUGUUUCAGAACACCUGGAACGCUGUCCUUAUUGACGGCGAUUGGAGGCUCGUCCAGUGCAACUGGGGUGCAAGACAUCUCGUCCUAAACAAAGACCGGAAGCGUGGCGCGCCGAAUGACAAGCCGCAGGAAAAUGGCGUCAAAAAUGGCGGCGGAAAAGACAAGGAAAAAGGCGACGACAAUUCCUCAAAAUCCAAGGACAAAAUCCGCUAUCAGUACGAUGAACACUACUUCUUGACCGACCCAGAUGAAUUUAUUCAAGAAUUCUGGCCGAACGACUCCAAAUGGCAACUCCUUGAAGUUGCAAUAACACGGGAUGAGUUUGAGGCACUUCCGUUUGUCCGGUCCGUGUUCUUUCAUUUCGGUAUGCGGUUUGACAAAACCAUGGGUUCAGUUAUUGACACGAACGAGCGCGGCGGUGCCGAUAUUAGAAUUCGCAUUCCAGAAAAAUAUGAAAACGAUUUAGUGUUUUACUAUCAGCUGAGAUUUGCUGAUACGGAACGGAAACUUGAAGCGACGUAUCGUGGUGCAAAUUUAGAACGUUUCGUGUUCCAGACGACCAUGGACAAUACAGCCAUGUUUAGCAUUCAUGUUCCUACGACGGGCGAAUACUAUUUUGAAAUAUUCGCUAACAAGAUCGACGAAUCUAACAAAAUCGGUGCUGUGGAGGACACCAUUUCACCAUUUAGACUCAAAUGUGCGUGUAAGUUUAAAAUCCGCUGCAAAACUCUGAAGGGCAAAAUGCACCCACUUCCGGAUUGCGCCGCCGGUGAAUGGGGCCCCAAGAAGGCCGUCAGACAUUUUGGCCUGCAACCAGUCGUAACGGAACCCUCAGACACCUCAUCAGACAGCGGAAGUACCUCAAGCAAUGAUUCCCCUGAAAAUCCAAAAGCCGGUAUCCUAAAUGUCGAAGACUCCAUCAGCUUAAAAUUCCGAAUGCCUAUGCAGUUACAGUUUGUGGCUAAGCUCAAAAUGAACAAUGUCGAACAAAAAUCACUUGAUCCAUUUGUGUACCAUUCCGUUGAAAACAAUGUUCUAACCAUUACUGCAACGAUGCCACAGUUAGGACAAUACGGCCUUGACCUUUACGCUAAGCCAAGAAGCUCUGAGGCGAAAACGCUUUCGCACGCUUGCAAGUACCUGUUGAAUGCAGUGAAGGUUUCACAUCCAGUAGAACUACAAAAAAUCAACCGAUCAUUUGCACGAAGAGGUACAAUAGGACCUGCGCCAUCAUUCGAAGAAAUGGGCAUUAAACUGAAAUCUCACACAGAUCCACAAAUAACAAUGGAAGAAAAUGAUCAUGAAACGUGCAUUGAGAUUGAAGUACCAGAAGAUAUUGAAGUCUCCUGUCAAUUAAUGCGUGAGCCGGACGAGGAGCACAAUGAGUACGUCAAAACGAUUCGAGAUGAUAAAGAUCGUCGCUUUGUUAAAUUCAAAAUAGAUCUUGCUAAACAUGGGAACUAUUUGUUCUGUAUUUAUGCGCGGCGCCUGCGCAGUGAUGGGGGUACCCCGAACGUGUUUAAUUACGUCAUUGCGCACAAGAAGAAAAACCCGUUGUUUGCGCAGCAAAACGCUGUACCGGAACAAGUCACGUUUGAAGAGAAAAAGACGGGUGGGCUGCUACGGAAAUCUAUUUUUGGAAGCAAGAAAAAGGAUAAAGACAAGAAGAAAUGAAAAAAAGUUGUUUUAUAUGAUAACAAUUUCACAACAGAUGAGACUAAACAUUCUUGCACUUUAGAGCGUCCAGUGAAAAAAGUGUAUAAAUAAGUUCAUUUUUCAAACGGUAUAUGGGCAUAAGUGCAUGGAUAAUUUUCAUUAACUAUUUUGUUUCUGGUGUGUUGUUUACUUAAAUAACAUGUGUUCAGAUUCUUGGGUUCAAAAGCAAUCAGGCUUAAAUUUACGGCGGUUUAUCAAAACUUUGUUUUCGUUUUUGUGUUUUUGCUACUUGUGUUUUGUUUGGUUUUGUUCAAGUAAUUUUAUGCAAUGGUCAGUUUAAGCUAUAAAUGAUAUUAAAUGCAACACGCUUAUUUCAUCGCCAUCGAUGUAUGCAUUUUUAUUAUCUACUUAUCAUUGUUUAUCGACACAAAAAUACUCCGGUACCAAACCAAUGUAUCCAUUCUAAACACAUGAAGUGUAUGCUUUCCUUUCCACAUAUUGUCAACACAGCAUUUUGUUUAUUACAUAUAUUACAUAUGAUGGCAUUGUAUGAAUGCUUGUUUACCUAAGAAAACUAUAUGACCGAGGUUAAAGUAUAACUGGACGGAAUAGGUAAAUUAAAGUGUGUGGUAAGAAGUUGAAUAACUGAAUGAUAUGUCAAGGACUGAGUGGCUGUGUGAGUUUGUGUCUGGGUGAGUGAAUAAAGAAAUCAAUUAUGAAUGGAUUAAUAAUAAUUGUACUAAUGGAGUGGUAAAUGAAUGAAUGGAUUGAAUGAAUGGAUUAAAUGAAGAAAUUGAUUGAUUGACUGAUUAAUUGAUUUAUUGAUUGAUGAAUGAACAACGAACUAGUGUGUCAGAGAUAAAUAAAAGUGACUAUUAACUAUUUCCGAUACAAAAACAUUGGGAUUGGAUUGUUAAGUGUUAUUUUACUCCUGUCUUAUUAAGCAAUGGUGAAAUUAUAUGAUGCUAGGUAUGGUUAUAAAUCACUUACACAUUUUGUUCGAAAAGCUCGACAUGGAAGUACAAGUUACAAUUAUAGACUAUAAGCACGCCCUCACAGGUCAGGCAAGUUGUUCAACCGUGCUCCAAUGGGGUAUAUUUUGUUUAUGUGUAAGGCUUUGUGCUAAAUUUAGAUAUUAGAGAAAUAAGAUCUGAUUAAAUCUUGUGUUUGUAUUUAUUGCUUAUAUUUACAGAGAUGUAUUGUGUAAUCAAAAUAUUUAUAUUUUCAGUA